Molecule: messenger RNA, 1755 nt
Organism: Dermacentor albipictus
Lineage: Eukaryota; Metazoa; Arthropoda; Arachnida; Ixodida; Ixodidae
Source: RefSeq, a predicted model, not a curated record
UUCAGCCUUAAAUUUUGUCUUUACACAAUACGCACCGCGAUAGACCCUAUGCGCGUAUCGCAGUUCCGUAUUUGUAACUCCCACCACACACAGAUAACCACACACAUGGCAAACUUGUCGCAGACACACUGGCGAAAUCGUCCCUCCGGCUACGCCACUGACAUUCCAAGAGCUUCCACAGUGCGUUCCGCUGAUAAAUCACCUUUCACGGCAGCGCCACCACAUCAACGUCACGGCACGUCGCGUCACGAAGGUCCUUUAUGCAGACGCUGCCCGUACGCGCCAACGUUUCCCAACUUGUACUAGUCCCAGUAUAGUAGCUUACGGGUGGCCGGUGUUUCUGCAGCGCAGCAGCGCGUCCCUCAAGUGCUGCUUCGCGCGGUCAUGGUCCCGCUUAUCAUCAGAACCGCGGCUGAAGAGCUCCACCGAAGCGCUAGUCGCGCAAAAGCAAGGCGGGCUCGCAUACGUGCCCGGAUGCAGGAACAACGUGAAACUGCGAGUGCAACGCAAGCGGCAGCUCAGUUGCCGGAGGCGCCAUGACGCGGCCUUGCGGGAACACGAGGCCUAGGCGAGGAGACAACGUCGACAGCACUUCGGAAGUUGGGGAGCACAAAGCGGACGUGCACCGUGCCCGCUGUGGUGAUGCCGCAGUGCGGGGACGUGAGGCCCAAGCGAGGCGACAAAUGCCGAGAAGGCCCUGAAAUUCUGGAGCACGACACGGACGCGCGUGCUAAGACGGACGCAGCAGUGCGAGAGCACGAAGCCGACAGCGGCAUGAGCCACAAGUCGCCACCUCCUGGCCAUAGACACAAUAGGCGGCGGCUACCGCACAUUUUGAAAGACAGUUCUUUAAUGAUCAAUUGGGAUGUGCAUGUGAUGUUUGUGACCAUUCUUUGGUUUAAAGUUGACCUCUCGCCCAUCCGCGUUGCUCACGUGCCCCAGGUCGCUACCGAGUUUCCAAACGAAGCUGUUUACGUUUGCCAGGCCAUUCCCGCUGGGUCACCUCAACUGGCGGCUGUCCCCGCACUGAAAGCCGAGCUUCAUGUCGAGCCACCCUGGACGACAGCAAUAGGAGGCGCCGUUUCUCGGGUGGACCAGUGCGAAGGCGUCAGGUAAAUGGCGUAAGCGAAGCUUGUCCUGAGUGCACCUGCUCCUCAACAUGGUUCAGCAACCCGCAAGUAAGGGUGCCUGAUUGCUUCGGCCUCCCGCACCCUUAGCUCGGGAUCUUCACAUCCUUGCUGUCUCCCUUCCCUGGGCUCGGGCAGCUGUAACGGCUGGAUCGGCAAGCACACGGCGAGCCCUUUCGCAGGCGAGUUCUCGCCGCCGCUCGUCGAACGCUGCCCGUUUCUCUGGGAACCGCGCAAGGCGUGGCCGUCCCAUCCAUUUUCCCAGACUGUACUAAACGGAAACGAAGCCGGCGCAGCGUGCGCGAAACACUUUCUUGCCAUUUCCUUCCAGGCUGGAAGGGGAACGACUCUGAUUGGUUGCGCGCGUGGCGUCAGCGCGCAACCUAUCAAAAUGCCAUAGUUUCGUGCGCUUUCCCGCAGCUGCUCUGCUCUGGGAGCAACUGGGUUGUCUUACUUGACUGCAUCGCCUCCGAAACUUGUGAGCCAUUAUAAGCUUCGCUUGGAAAGUAUGGUUACCGUUCAAAACCAUUUACUACCGCGUAUAUCUAGAGUGGUGGGAGCGCUCUGGUUUAGCGCGGCUAAAGGCAAGACUGUGUGAAAUGAUGCGUGUGACCAGACCCAAUAAAUA